Messenger RNA from Parastagonospora nodorum SN15, 900 nucleotides. RefSeq lists its product as hypothetical. Lineage: Eukaryota; Fungi; Ascomycota; Dothideomycetes; Pleosporales; Phaeosphaeriaceae. The record is from RefSeq and is a predicted model, not a curated record. The coding region runs from base 1 to 900 and encodes 299 amino acids. Gene Ontology annotation, cellular component: nucleus. The transcript is spliced from 2 exons.
AUGCCUAAGAUGCAGAAUCGAGCUUUCCGCGGCCUCAAAGACGUGCUCAAAGAGCACUACACCAAGAAGAGUCUGGAGAAGAUGUCCUUCUUCGUCUCCGACUCUCUUCUCGAAGGCGUCCCCGACUUGUUCUCCAACGCCGUCUUCAGACGUGCCAUAUGGAUUGAGCAUGGUGUUGAAGAGAAGUUCUUGUUCGGCACGACCUCUUUCCCGGACAAGGACGAGGUGAAGAUGUUUCUGACCAAGGUGUUUUCCGACGCCAAUUGGCAGCUAGGUAACGAGCGUCGCCCCAUUAUCUUGGUAGGUCAGGGUGCCUACCAAGACUACAAGAUUGUCAAGAGCAGUUUCGGCAUCAACCUUCAUACUUUGGGUGUCAUCGACCUUCAUGCUUUGGAUGUCAUCGAUGUCAUCCAGUCAAAGUACAUCGCCAAGGACGCUGGUCUCGUUUCUGAGGGCAGCAGUGUCUCACUCCCGAAUUUGCUGAAAGGAUUUGGCCUCGACCCGAUUGAACUGGCUCUCCACAACGUUGGCAACGACGCCGUUGCGACGCUCCUGGUCGGCCUGCUGGCGAGCCUCAACGACAAGCUCCAUCCCCAGAACUCCCAUGCGCCAGUUGAUCUGAUCGCUGGUCGUCACAUCGCCGACAUCGUCGCCUCUGCUGCUCAAGGCAUCAAGGCCAACUCAAAGCCUUUCGGGGAUUGUUUGGUCUACUGUCACCGCUGCGAAAGUACUGGCCAAUGCGCCAGUGCCUGCACCGUCCCGGCCUGCGUCCGCUGCGACUCUUCCGAGCACGUCGCCUAUAAGUGCACAAUCGAUCUCCGGAUGGACGAGUGUGCGCACUGCAGUGAGCGCACACGCCCUUCUGAUAAGUGUCGGGACAAGGCGGAGUACGUUUGGUAG